GCCAGGCUAUCUUCACUCGCAGUACUAUCGUGCUUGGUCUAACUAUAUACUGAAAUUUUUCGAAGCCUAUAAUGAACAGGGAAUAGAGUUUUGGGGACUCACUCAAGGAAAUGAGUUCAUAGUCCCAAUUUACUUUGGUGCUUUCUUCAUCAUGCCUAACAUGAUAAUGUUGCCUUCCCAAGCAAGAUAUUGGACGAAAGCAUACCUGGGUCCAAUUCUCAGGACAUCAGACUACAAACAUAUCAAGAUUCUCACUUUGGAUGACGAACGACCAUUUAUGUCCUGGUGGUCAGACAGAAUGUUUACUGACAAAGAAGCUGCCCAUUAUAUUGAUGGUAUAGCUUUACACUGGUACUUUGACCAAUAA
Messenger RNA from Homalodisca vitripennis (glassy-winged sharpshooter), 367 nucleotides. RefSeq names its product lysosomal acid glucosylceramidase-like. Bases 152 to 367 code for a protein of 71 amino acids. Gene Ontology annotation, biological process: glucosylceramide catabolic process. The record is from RefSeq and is a predicted model, not a curated record. Lineage: Eukaryota; Metazoa; Arthropoda; Insecta; Hemiptera; Cicadellidae. The transcript has 3 exons. Gene Ontology annotation, molecular function: glucosylceramidase activity.